Molecule: messenger RNA, 3011 nt
Organism: Physcomitrium patens
Lineage: Eukaryota; Viridiplantae; Streptophyta; Bryopsida; Funariales; Funariaceae
Product: subtilisin-like protease SBT1.6
Biological process (GO): proteolysis
Molecular function (GO): serine-type endopeptidase activity
Source: RefSeq, a predicted model, not a curated record
CACAACUGUUAUAUAUGUCGACCCACACCGAUUCUGCACUGAAUGAUCCGAGGAAACCUAUAAAGUUUCGAACUUUGGAGGGGACUCCCCAAGCUCUCAGAAGGAGAUCUAGCUUGUAGUGGCCUGAAACACGUUGAUAGGAUUUCUUGUAGUGAAACGUACUGGUGUCGUUGAAACAUACACUACACAAAUUCUCCAAGUUGGUUGCGAGGCGGGACGUUUGGUCGCUAAGAUGAACCCUGCGAUGAGGCGCUUUGUUUACUUUCUGGCCUUGACAUGUCUGACUCUGCGUGGGACGAACGGCGCGCCCCACGGGAGCAGGACGUACAUCGUGCACAUGGAGAGGAACACCUCCCAUCACAGCGUUCUUGAUAAAUCCGCUUGUUACGUUGGGAUGAUGCAAAGAGCCACGGAGGUCCUUGCAGAGGGCCACCCCGACGACGGCAUGGACUGCCUCCACCACGUCUACGACCACGUCUUGGACGGGUUUUCGGCCAGGCUGACGCCAGAGCAGGCCGAAUUCAUGGGAAAGAUGCCUGGCGUGAAGGGCUUGCACCCCGACGUACCCGUUCAGCUUGCUACCACCCGCAGCACGGAGUUCCUGGGAUUGGCGAGUGCGAGCGGGAGGUUGUGGGCGGACGGCAAGUCCGGAGAAGAUAUGAUCAUCGGAGUGAUCGACUCCGGAAUCUGGCCAGAGCGGUUGAGCUUCGACGACCUCUCGCUCGGGCCGAUUCCUGCGCGAUGGAACGGGGUGUGCGAGGUCGGGACCAGCUUUACGGUUUCGAAUUGCAACAGGAAGAUCAUCGGCGCCCGCUUUAUAUUCGCGGGUCGUGAAGCGGACAUAGGCAGACCCAUCGAGGACGGCGUCGAAGAUUACAAGUCCCCGCGUGAUAUGGUUGGCCACGGCACCCACUGCGCCUCCACAGCAGCUGGCAUGCACGUUGCUCGAGCAGUGAGCCCUACUGGGCUCGCCGAGGGAACGGCAGCGGGAACGGCACCCAAGGCACGAAUUGCAGUUUACAAGGCUUUGUGGGGACCGGAAGGAGUUGGAUCUACGGCUGACCUUAUAAAGGCGAUCGAUUGGGCGGUGGCGGACGGGGUCGAUGUCAUCUCGUACUCGGUGAGUGGAUCGACCGGAGAAUACUUCACACAAGAUUACCUGAUGAACAUUGCUAUGUAUAAUGCCGUCAAGCGAGGAAUCUUCUUCUCAGUAUCUGCGGGAAAUGAAGGCCCCGCCCCGGGGACGGUCGCCCAUGUGGCGCCGUGGGUCACGACAGUCGCAGCUACCACUCAAGACCGCGACAUCGACACGAAUGUUGAGCUCGGCGAUGGGACGGUUCUGAAGGGACGAUCCGACUACGACGGGACAGCGCUGGCUGAGCAAGUCCCUCUGGUCUUCGGGGGUGACAUUGCAGUCAGUGCUCUCUACGCAGACAACGCCACUUUCUGCGAGAGAGACACCAUCGAUGAGUCGAAGGCCGUGGGAAAGAUUGUACUGUGCUUCCAAGAUGACGUCGAGAGGAACCGCACGAUUCCCGCCGGCGCCGUAGGGUUCGUUUCAGCCAAGGCUGUGGGAGAAGAUUUAAGUGUUCUACAUGUGGACUUCCCGUACACGAUAGUGGGCAAUAAGGCCGGCCAAACCAUGGUGUCUUAUGUUCGUUCCACAGCUGCACCCACAGCAACUAUUCGUGGUGCCAAGACCGUCCUGGGCGUGACGCCGGCGCCCAAGGUGGCGGGCUUCUCUAACCGAGGCCCCCACACCUUUCCCCAGGCGCAGUGGCUGAAGCCUGACAUCGGUGCUCCAGGGGUGGACAUUCUGGCAGCAGGGAUCAAGAACGAGCGUUGGGCUUUCAUGACUGGAACCUCCAUGGCGUGCCCUCACGUGAGCGGCAUCGGGGCUUUGAUAAAGGCAUCGCACCCCACAUGGAGCCCGGCCGCCAUCAAGUCGGCCAUGAUGACCUCCGCCUCCAUCGCGGACAACACCCGUAACAUCAUCACGCUUGAAGAAUCCGGUGAGACUGGCACGUUCUUCGACUUCGGAGCAGGGCUGAUGCGCCCCGAGAGAGCUAAUGACCCAGGGUUGAUCUACGACAUGGGGACGACCGAUUAUUUGAACUUCUUGUGCGCGCUCCAAUACACUCCCGAAGAGAUCAAGCUUUUUGAGCCCAACGGAUACGCGUGCCCCGCUGCGGCGCGGGUGGAGGACGUCAAUCUGCCCUCCAUGGUUGCUACGUUUACGCGGUCGACACUGCCCGGGGCAUCCGUGACCUUCAACCGAGUGGUGACGAAUGUGGGAGCCCCAGAUUCCGUCUACACUGCCAACGUAAUUGCACCCGCGUAUUUUGACGUUGCUGUCCAGCCCGCCACAAUAACGUUCUCCGCUGCAGCACCGACACAGAGUUUCACGUUGACGGUGUCACCAAACGCGACUGCGCCGGUUCCGGCAGGGGUAGCGCAUGCGCAUGGCGUGGUGCAGUGGACGGAUGGUAUGCACGUCGUGCAGAGCCCGAUUGUCGCCAUGGUUUAUGAUUCCUAGCUUGUGCGCACCAGGGCCGUGCCUUCUAACCUCACACACCAUUGGCAUCAGCGGCCGACAUCGGUCCAGCCGCGGAUCAGGUUGAGAAUCGAAGGAUUCUGGAACAUUCUAGCCAGAUGAAUGCAAAGAUCAGUCGGUGCAAAAGACUAGAGUUUGUCUGCUCUCCCAGAAGCCAAGAAAUGCAGGAGCACCUCUGCUGUCCUGUCGGCGUCGGUGACCUUCGUCCUCACCGCAAGAUGAGGAUUUGUUCGUGUGUGCGGUUGUAGUUAGGUUAGCUAGUGGUUUGUGCGCAUAUUUGCACCGCAGCGGUAGGGCCAGGGGAGGGUAGCUCCAUAGAUUCAGCUGAGGCAUGCCAAUGAGAGUCGAACCGAUUUUAGGGAAGGUACUGAUCAAUGCCACGGACGACGAGCAGCAGUAUGUAAGCACAUAUCUCGUAAUCAAUGGAUCAAUCUUGCAUGCUGAAUGUAAGGAGAGA